This is a messenger RNA of Penicillium manginii, 2112 nucleotides long. RefSeq names its product T6SS phospholipase effector Tle1-like catalytic domain-containing protein. The transcript is spliced from 2 exons. NCBI's taxonomy places the organism in Eukaryota, Fungi, Ascomycota, Eurotiomycetes, Eurotiales, Aspergillaceae. The coding region runs from base 1 to 2112 and encodes 703 amino acids. The record is from RefSeq and is a predicted model, not a curated record.
AUGGCACCUGCAGAUACCGAGAGCUUCCCGGUUGAGGACUGUGUCCUUCGCCACAGAAAGGAUGCGCAGCGCGCCCCCACUCGCAAGCGCAUUAUUAUCUGCUGUGACGGCACCUGGCAAUCUGCCGUGUCUGGCAAGAGGAACGUCCCGUCGAAUGUCACCCGUUUGUGUCGGUCGUUAAACCAUACCGGCACAGAUGAACACGGUAAUCAGUGGCAGCAGGUUGUCUUCUACGACUCCGGAGUCGGAACCAGCCCUAGUGUGGUGGAAGAUGUUAUUGAAGGUGCAUUCGGCGAGGGCGUUGAGCAAAACGUCAUCGAGGCCUACAACUUCUGCGUUUUGAACUACCACCCCGGUGAUGAGAUUAUGUGCUUUGGUUUCUCGCGCGGUGCGUACACGGCUCGCACGAUCGCAGGACUGAUCUCGGAUAUUGGCGUCUGUCAUAAAUCCGAGCUGAAUAGCUUUCCGGAUCUAUGGCGCCAGUACAAAAAGGUUAAGAAGGGGAAGCGCUUCGAUCGAAGUGAUUUAUGGUUUGAUUGGAUGUUCGGAAAGGCGGAUGAACAUCAAGGUGCUGGCACGGAGGGAAACCGAAAGUUUCGCUAUGAACAUGCCCCACAGGGUGAUUGGGCACAGGAAGGAUCGAGAGAGGUUAAAGUCGUUGGAGUCUUUGACACAGUCGGCUCCCUAGGCAUGCCGCAGGUGCUUGGUUUCAAGCUACCAUCUACGGGCAAGGAUGGCUGGCAUAAUGUUGGACUGUCGCCAAAUAUCAGACACGCAUUCCAAGCCUUGGCCCUAGACGAACACCGUCAGUCCUUUUCUCCCUCGGUUUGGUACUUACCGAACAAAACCUGUACACGAGAGGAUGUGGAUGCCAGAAAGAAAGAAGAGGCUGAAGCCGAAAAGCGAUACUCAGAGGCCCUACAAGAGGCGAUCAAUCUCAAGGAAAGUGGCCAGGCCACCGACGCUGAGGUGAACGCUGCCGCGAGAAAUGUCAAUCAAGUCGCGAAGGCCUGGAACAAAGUAACUCGACGACGAAUGAAAUCCGAGGAGCGAUUGAAGGUUCAGUCCGAGCUGAAGCAAGUGUGGUUCCCUGGCUACCACGUUAACAUCGGUGGAGGAGACGACAGUACCUUGAAUAAUAUCGGUGAUAUGGAGGAAAUGUCUAACAUUACCUACUCGUGGAUGUUGGAUCAGAUCAAGAAUCACCUCUCCAUCGACGAGCGCUUCGUUAUGCAGGCUAUGAAAGCACGCGAGGAAUACCUCCAAACGCUAAACAAGAAGUACGAGCACUGGGAAGCCUCUGUGAGCACUUUGAAGAGAGAUUCAUUCAAACAAUGGGUGUCCCGCGCUGUUGAAUGCAUCAUGCACCCCUCAAAGAUGCUGGAACCUCCAGAGUACAAGGGAAUCCGUCGCUAUGGCUGGGGAGAAGGUAUUUUGAUCAACAGCUAUAGUCUUUUCUAUCAUCUGAAUGGGAAGAAAUGGCGGACCCCGGGAGAAUACGGCACCAAAAAUGACACUGGCAAAUACGCCGGAGAAACAUUUGAGCAUAUUCAUCCUGUCGUGAACUACAGGGUGGAGCGAAUGAAGAUGCUCCACAAGGAGGAUAGCAAGCAGCACUCCCUGUACAAGCCCCUUGCCCCCGGCGGGGACUACAAGCGCUGGAAAGAACUGGAUGAGAACGGUAACGUCAUUCACAAGUACAAAUUUGGGAAUUCGUCGAAGGCCGUGCCGGAGUGGAAGCUUGGUGCACAGGACUCUUAUGAGCGACUUGCAAUUGCAGGAAUGCCUGCUUAUUCCUACGUGGAUGCUUUGGACGACGAGCUGAACAGCGGGUUUCGAACUGAGCGUUUUGACUUUGAUUCUUACAGCAAAACGGAAUAUGGUCUCAAGCCUUCCAUUGUGCAAAAGCUUCGUGGCGCGGAUGCUCGUGCUUCACACGACGAAAGUGAGGGCUGGGGUGAGCAAUCCCAAUCAACCGUCUUUGACCCUACUGUUCAACCAGAGGAUUUAAGAGCAGUUGAUGCGUCAAAGCUUCCUGCAGAAAAAACUAUUUCCUUGGAAGCUUCGAAGCAAGAGGCCCCACAGCGAUUGUGUUUGAGCACUGUCCAUUGA